Messenger RNA from Penicillium vulpinum, 2520 nucleotides. Its product is annotated as putative C6 transcription factor. Gene Ontology annotation, biological process: DNA-templated transcription; positive regulation of transcription by RNA polymerase II. Bases 1 to 2520 code for a protein of 839 amino acids. The transcript has 2 exons. The record is from RefSeq and is a predicted model, not a curated record. Gene Ontology annotation, molecular function: DNA-binding transcription factor activity, RNA polymerase II-specific; zinc ion binding; DNA binding. NCBI's taxonomy places the organism in Eukaryota, Fungi, Ascomycota, Eurotiomycetes, Eurotiales, Aspergillaceae.
AUGGAUGAGGGAUCAGAUAAGGCCCCUCGGCGCAAGAGGGUCUCCCGAGCUUGCGAUCGCUGUCGCAGUAAGAAAGAUAAAUGCGACGGUAUUCGCCCCACUUGUUCGGCCUGUCAGGCAUCGGGCCAGUCCUGCUCCUACGAUCCCCAUGCGAAGAAACGCGGUCUCCCCGAGGGCUAUGUCCGUGGCUUGGAAAAGCUAUGGGCGCUGUCGAUUUGCAACAUAGAUGGGUUCGAGGAUACUAUGCUGGCCAUGCUAGGAAACACCGCCGAAUCCGCUGGUCGUCGCGAGAAAUUGAUGUCUGUGUGGUCGGACGAUAAUGCCUCUGAGAGUUUACACGAAUCCUGGAAAACGAGUCGGCUGUUUGGCGCGCUGGAGAAAAUGCUAUCUAAUUCCGAGGCGCCGGGACCGGUGACCGGGAAGCGAUCGCGUAAUCAGCAAGAUGAUGGCCCCGAUGGUCAAUGGGGAUUCCGAGUAACGCGCACUUCCACCCCACUCGGUCCUGGUGCUCCGCGUGUAGUUGAGCCUUUUGCCUCAUCGCCGGGCGGAAAGAGACCUCGAUUAUCGAAAGAGUCAGAUGGUCGGGGUAUCAUGGGACCUAGUCCCCAUACACUGCAAUUGCCGCCUCAGACGUCCCAACUACUCGAUAUCUACUUUGCGGUCACGCAUUCAUGGUUUCCCAUUGUCGCCAAGCAUAACAUUCUCCGCGCUUCUUACCUUUACGCCAAUGCCCCUUGCUGUAUUGCCACGACUUCACCCGGGUCCGGCGAUCACGCCGCCUUGUGGGCAAUCCUAAGUUACACUAUCACUCAAUUGCGAACAAAUUCACGGGCUGGUCCCGCUGGAACAAUCGCCCUGGCGAAAGAAUACUAUGCUGUCUCGCGAAAGCUCAUCCCCACGGAGAAAGAGCGCUAUGAACCUGGUCAUAUUCAGGCACUGCUGUUGCUGACUUUGGUGAAAAUGGGCCUUGAAGAUUGGACCGCGGCUUGGCUGUUGAGCGGCCAAGCAGUGCGCAUGGCGACUGCCAUGGGUCUUGGAACUGUGUCAGACAGCCGGCGGUCUGAUGAACUCAGACAGGGCAAGGCGGUCUUCUUGGGAUGCUUUGUAGUUGAUUCAUUGCUCUCCUUCCGUCUUUCACGGAGCCCAGCUAUGCCUCCGAGCGACCUCACUACGGUGGGACUUUUAGAAGAAGAUGGAUUGGAGGAGUGGAACUCCUGGGUGGACGUUUUACCACCCACGGGUGCUCCACAGGGCAGCAAGAACCCACCGCGCCGAGGACCCCUCUUGGCUCUGAGCUGCUUCAACCGCAUGGUUGAGUUGGCGAGCGCUCUCAAUAAGAUAACCCGUCACAUGUCUUCGGGAUACAAUAUGGCCACCUUUGCGCAGCAAUUGGUCAUGGAGCUUAAACAAUGGGAUGACUCCCUACCGUUGGGAUGCCGAUUGAUUGGACCGGAAAGCAUAUAUCCAGAAAGGCAUUCAGCCUUGCUUCCCCACCAGAGCUACUUAGGGCUGACAUAUGUCGCUACCCUGCUUUGGCUCUAUCUUCAAUUGAUAUCGGGUGAGCAGGGGUUGCAUCGUUCACAGCGCCCAGCCACAGAGGGGGCCAAGAAGCUCCUGUAUCGAGGCCUUUCUAUGGUCACCCAACACUUGGAAAAUUUCUCCGUGUGCGGUCUUCCACCGCUGUUCGAGCUGAGUCUUCGCACAAUUGCAGAGCAAGCGACCAGACUCCGGGCCACUGACUCAUCAGAUACCUUCCCCUUCGCCAGGUGGGCAGACGAGUUCCGACACAAGACGGCAGCUUUCGCCACCACAUGGCCAGCCUAUGGAUCUUUGGUUUCCAUCAUGGAGAGGUGGCAGCACUCCAAAAAUGUUGGGGGGCCAUCCACUUUCCCGGGGGCAGUCGGUCCCCCAUUUUCGGGUACACCUAUGGCAGGCUCCAUGCAACCCCCAGGCGCAGCUCGCAGCUUGCCCUUGAACGGUGAAGGAGAUCACACCUCUUCUAUUGUUGGCAUUAGUAUGCCAGUUGAUGGGCAAUCUUCGACCCCAAAAGACACAAUAAUGGAAAACACAGAUCUAGGCAUGAUGGACGUGUCAUUACACCGCCAAAGGGAACUACCAUCAACCUUACCAGACAAGAUUGCUCCGCGCAACAGAGCAGAUUCCGUGUAUGGCACGGCCAACGCCCAACAUCAAUAUCAACAGCCGCAACCCCAGACCCCCGACUCAGCAACCUCAAACCCAAUGAUGCUUGGAAACACCGUUACCACCGGCGACAUCGACGCCAUCUUCAAAGACCUUGCAUACCUCGAUACCACUGAAUGGUCCACGAACCGCGAGGCUGGUCUGAAGGAUUUCGGUUUCUUGGACGAUAGCACAUUCCAGGCUUUCUGCCAUGAUCCGGAUCGUUUGGGCGGAUCACAGCCACUGGUUCAUCCGCCUUCCAUAGCGGAUAUCUGGCCCCCGCCUGGUUUCUUCCCAGAGACCUUCCAGGAAGUCCCCGAGGAGUCUAUGGGCGGCUGA